AGAUUUGCCAAACCAUUUGGAUUUCACCUCAGUUGAAAUUUUUCAAGCAAAUAGAAAUGACGAAAUAUAAUUUUUUGCUUAGUGCUGCAGCGCUAUUUUUACUAAUUCUUUGUAAUAUUAAUUCGGGAACAGCAAGUAAAUUUGAUGGAACCGAACUAUAUAGUGUGUCACCACAGUCGCCAUCAGCUGAUGACAAGUCAAUUUCUUUUGUAAAAUUACGGCACAAACGACAGGCGCAGACGAUUUAUUCAAAAAACCAGUAUGAAAGUGUAUCACAGAAUACCAAUACAAAUGGCAGUGAUGCUCAGAAACCCGUGGAAACGCCAACAACAUCGAACAUAUCAUCCAUUGUAGUGGCAUACAAUGCAGCCAACAAACCCCUAUUGGGAGUAAAUGGUACAGGCCAAAGGCAAGAUUCUGGCUUACAACUGUCACAGCCGAAGACCACAGUAGUCUCUGAUCCUAUUCAGCCGUCUCUUGGUGCUGCGGCUGGUAUACUAGCUGCAGGCAACAAGUCCACCUCAGUGCAGGAAAAUGGCAGCACUGAUCAAUCGACUGAAACUCCCGAGGAAAAAGUUAUUGAUAAUGUAGAUGUGCCGGAUAAUGAAACGAUUAGUGAAAUAGAAAAAACCAACUACACCGUCAACGUUACUAAUGAUCAUCACAUCUACUAUAACAGCUCAAUAUAUAUCGACAGUGCGGAAGCAGAUCAGGUUUGGGAGCAAAUCAAGAAUACAGCGCACAAUUCAAUGCUAUCGCAGUCCCACCGACGAGCUAUGACCGUUGAGUUGAGCUUCGAUUUUCCUUUCUAUGGUCAUCCUGUACGGAAUGUUACAGUGGCAACAGGUGGUUUCCUCUACACUGGUGAUUACGUGCACUCUUGGUUGGCAGCAACACAAUACAUUGCACCCUUAAUGGCUAACUUCGACACAAGUUUAUCAAAUGAAUCCUAUGUACGAGUUAAAGACAAUGGCACUGCAUUCACAGUGAUUUGGGAGAAAGUCUCAUUGCAAGAUAAACAAGAUGUGGGAAAGUUCACGUUUAGCGCGACUUUGCAUAAAAACGGUGAUAUUGUUUUCAUCUACUAUUAUGUUCCAAUUGACAUUAAUGCCAUCCAAGAUGAUAAACAUCCCGUCAAAGUAGGUCUCUCCGAUGCUUACAUAAUUGACAAAACUGUGUUCUAUACACGCAGGAAAACAAUUUAUGAAUAUCAUCGUAUAAAUUUAUCAAAUACCGGCAUAUCAAACUCAACAAUCAUUUAUUUGAAAGCUUUGCCCAGUUGCCUUGAUUACAAAGACUGUGCGGCUUGCAGUAACCACAAGACUUCAUUUGAUUGCGCUUGGUGUCCUACUUUAAACAGAUGUUCGACCGGCACAGACCGCAGGAAACAAGAAUGGCAACACAAGGGUUGUGAUCGCACACAAAUUAUGGACGCAUCUGCGUGCCCCCCUCUGGGCCAGAAGGGAAACAAUGCGAUUCAAGGAACUAGCAAUAGUAGCUCCAACGGCAGCACCAAUAACACUACACCAGUAAAUUUGCCAAGUGAUAGUGUAAACAACAAAAAUGACCCCCAGAAAAUAAAUGAAAACAGUGAGCAUGCAAGUGAAACAAAUAGUGCCACUGAUACGCCGGUGCACGAUGACAACCACGCGGCGAAAGUAGUGAACGAAGUUUUAGAAGCACACUCUGAGUCGAAAAGCAUGGGGCUUGCUCUUGGCUUCCUGGUGCCUAUCUGCCUAGUGCUAACUGUGAUUCUAUGGGUGUUUUAUGCAUACAGAAAUCCGCACACCAAAAGCGGACAACUCUUAAUUCAGUACCGCCCAAGUCAAUGGUCAUGGCGACGUGGAGAGGCGCGUUACACAGCCGCAACGAUUCACAUGUAAUGUAUAAAUUUUCCUUUCCCCCCUCCUUCUCCCGCGUCUCUGGAUGCCUCGAGUAAAUACUUUUAAAUUUUGCUGCAUUGUUCGGAGCGACUUAGACAUUUCGUUAAUAAUUAAAUUUUUAUCUUUGUCAUUUUAUUAUUGAAAACGUUAUAAAAAAGCCAAAACUAUUUAGUAAGCAAAUAAUAAAUCAUCUUAUAUCUGUAUAUUAUUUUUUCGUUAUUUACCUACUACAACAAUGCGCACUACCCACAAAGGUAAUUCCGAUGUAUGGUAGUGAACACUAUAAACUAUAACAGAAAGUAAAAUGCAUAUGGAAACAGAAAGAACAGAGAGAGAUAUUUAAUUUUAGCAAAUGUAAAAGACAAGUCCUGCAUACAAGCAAACAGCAACAACUAAGCUGAUGCUGCAGUACAUACUCGUAUUAUGAGAGAUGGCAGCCGUAGUCGUUGUUUUGCUUUGCUUAAUACUUAUAUAUGUAUGUAUGUUUGUAUGCACAUUUGUUUGUGCUUUUUAUUAUGAUUUUUGUAUGUAUGUACUAAGUAAAUAUUUUCUUCUCCAUAUUUUCUUAUUUUAAAAUUUUAAAAAGUUUAGUUUAAAUAUCUGUGGACUUUUGGCAUAAUAACUUAUGUGAUUUUAAUAGGUUUUGCUUUAAGGUCUAUAAAUUCUGAUUUGUAAUAGUAAAAUUUUGUAUUUUAUUUAACCUUUAUUAAGAUUGUGUUACCCAAGCUACGGCUAUAAAUGAUUAAUUGAUUAAAUAUUUCGAGAAAAACAAGCAAUAUUUGGUGCCUGACAGAAAAAAGUGCUAAGCCGACUUAAGUUCUUUUAUCAAACGUACACAGGUAUAUAUCAUAAUGUAAACUAAUGUUUGUAAUUUUCAUUGGCAUAUUCGCAAUAUUUAUUUAUGUUUGUAACUUGUAUAUCUAUAUUCAUACACUAUCUUUAUUAUUUUUGUGAAUUUGAUUGCUAGUUCUUAAAUAAAUUUUAUACUAUAUACAUAACAUUGGAUGUGUAAAUUUUUAAAAUGAUACGGCAACACAUGACAGAAUUUCGCCUGCAUUAUUCAAUGCAAGAAUAAGAUGAGAUAUAAAACGAUAAAUAAGCUGAAACACUUACAGUUAAUAUUCCAUACUUUGGUGUGUGUGCAUUACUCUCAAUAGAUUUUGAAUCACGUUAAUCCCAUUAGUGAAUCACUAUAUAAUAAGUUUAAUAAAUGUUACUCAUGCAAUAGCAAAGCAAAGCUCAUUUGCUGUACAAUAAUAUUAACUGUUGGUGUAAGCCAUGCAAUAAACUGUAGGCAGUGCAAUAAACUGUAUAUAUGUAUGUGCAUGUGUGAUGCAGGUGUAAGUACAGUUCUACUCAACGAUUCUGGAUUCGGAAAUGUAUAGGCAGCCUUAACGAAGUUAUCGAUGUGCUUUUAUUUUCGCAAAAUGUUAAAUUAGUAAAAUUCAUAAAAAUCAAUAUGCGCAUAAUAAUCAAAUUCAAAACCUAGAUCAAUAUUGAAACUGUGUAUUUGUAUGUCAAUGUUUGCAAUGCUUUCAUGGCUCUUGGAUAGAAAGCAAGAUACAUUCGAGCAUAGGCAUUAAAUUUGUAAUGAUAGAGUAACUUGUCAUGCAAAUGCGUCGAGGAUGGCUGAUCUUUGGAAAUAAUUCGUGAUGAAGUUUAUUCAUAUAUACCUACAUACAUACAUAUAUACAAAUAUGGAGGACAAAUAGAAAAGCAAUUUUCUUUAAAAUGUCGUCAAAUCCGCGUCACUUAUUUUUGUAUUAAAACAAUUAAUAAAAAAGGCAUAUCAUGAAAUUUA
Messenger RNA from Anastrepha ludens (Mexican fruit fly), 3684 nucleotides. RefSeq names its product plexin domain-containing protein 2. The record is from RefSeq and is a predicted model, not a curated record. The transcript has 9 exons. Bases 57 to 1883 code for a protein of 608 amino acids. NCBI's taxonomy places the organism in Eukaryota, Metazoa, Arthropoda, Insecta, Diptera, Tephritidae.